Molecule: messenger RNA, 3204 nt
Organism: Priapulus caudatus
Lineage: Eukaryota; Metazoa; Priapulida; Priapulimorpha; Priapulimorphida; Priapulidae
Product: profilin-like
Exons: 4
Coding region: 105-485 (126 amino acids)
Cellular component (GO): cell cortex
Molecular function (GO): actin monomer binding
Source: RefSeq, a predicted model, not a curated record
GCACGCCGCUUCCGCCAUUUCUACAAGGUGUGAUUACCGGCAAGACAACCGGCUUCAGAACUUAGUUUCUCAGAAUUUUUGAGACGAAGUAAACAGAUAUCAUCAUGAGUUGGCAGUCCUACGUUGAUGAGCAGCUUAUUGGUUCGGGAUGCGUAAAGCAUGGCGCAAUUGUUGGUUUGCAGGGUGGAACGUGGGCAGCAAGUCCAGGAUUCGCGGUUUCUGAGGCCGAGAUUGCGAAGUUAGUAAAGGGAUUCGGAGAAGCAUCGUCGUUGCAAGCGGAAGGCGUGCAUGCCAACGGUAUAAAGUACAUGUGCCUAAAUGCGGGGGACAAAGUCAUUCGUGCAAAGUUUAAGAACACCGGACUAGUUGCUGCAAAAACAAAUCAAGCUGUUCUUAUUGGUUACUUUGAGGAGCCGAUGCUGAUUGGAAACUGCUCAGCAACUGUAGAAAAACUACAAGAUUACCUGAUUGGUUGCGGUUAUUAAGUAUAUUGAGAGGCAGUCAAGCAAGUAACCUUGUAUCUAGAUCCAGCGAUCGCCUUGAGCAAGUAAAGCUUCGAAAUUCAUUGUUAAUGACACUGUAUACAGUUUUCCUCAGUUAAGACACCCAAACCACUCUAGCUUUCGCAAAAAUUUGGAAAGCCGCAUACGAACUGAUUUGUCGUGUCAUUCAAAAAUAACGCGUCUAGCUUCAGCCGGUCUCCGUAUCUUUUUUGUAUGAUGUGUGCGAUGUACAUGUAUGUUUUGUAACGUGGUGUCCCGCGGUGCGUGGGGCGGUCUGAAGUCGCGCGGCAUUGUGCGCUCGAGCUCGUGAGGUUCGACCAAUCGUCGGCCGUCGCAGGCGCUGCCGCUUUGCUGGGAGGUUUGUUAAUUUCUUAGUGUUAUAUUUUUACGAACGUAGUAAACGCAGUGAAACAGCGAGCGGUCAACAUGACUGGGCUGGCAUGCUGCCAGUCGCGGCUGCAAAUCGUUCCUCUAGUUGAAAUUUCGGGGGGGGGACCGAAUGAAUUUCAGUGGGAAAAAAAUCAUUCGUGAUCUGAUUGCAAUGAAAUGUGAUGCGGUGUUUUUACGCGACUGCUGACGAAUCACAGAUUGGCGAGCGUUAUCAAAAAAUACACAAUUGUAAUGCGUAAAUUUUAUAAUGUUUUACAAAGUACCGAGACAGUGUUUGGAAGAAUUUCUUAAAUUGAAGUGAGAUCAUCAAUUCUGUGUUCGUUUCCAGAUGUCAUUAUAGGCAUUGUGUGCAUCUAGCCAUAAAUUGCACAUUCCAAAUCGCUGUAUUAGUACUAAAAUGGGUAAUAAAAACAGAAUAAUGAUAUCAGAGUAGGUGAUUUUUGUAACCAAGUUUCAGCAUAAUUCGAAUUCAGACGUUUUCGGCGAAUCGUUUAUUUUUGUACACGAAAGCAGCUGUCAGGUAAAGGCGAGCGAUCACGUGUUAACUUGUUUUUUAGUGAUAAUUUUUGCUGUCUGUCUGUAGGCAUACAAUGUUGCAGUUUGAGUUUCCCGGCGCUAGUAGUUGCUCGCUUACAUAUCAGUAAGAAAGUGUCUGUUGUUGGUAAGGACGUGGUGGUGGUGGAUUCAUGCAUGCAGUAUUACGGGGGGCGCGUCUGCCAACUGAAGCGGCUGUUACACACCGGGAGUCGCUGUCGCGAGCCUGUGUGUGACUUACAGUUACACUCGCAGCAGAUGGGAGGCGCGCGCGUGCGUGUAGUGGCAUGCAUGUCUAAAUGCAGGCGACGUAGUUUCGGGUUGCAUACGCUGUCGCUGUCAGCGUGUGGCAGAUGGCACGUCUGAAACCUAUGUUGGGGGGAUGCUGGGCUGUGCAAGUCACAUCGCGCGGCCUGUUACCUACAGCAGUCAACACCUCUCCCCCAUCAUUCUCUGUCUCUCUCUCCCUCUCUCUCCCACUCUCCCCUUCUCUGCAUCCCUCACCGUCUUUAGAUCGCUCUCCCUCUUUCCAACCCUCCCUCACUCUCUCACUGUUUCCUCUCGAUCGCCCACUUAGUAGUGACAACGUGUAUUUGUCCGAGGUAUGAUUUCGCGCGCCGAUUGGCGUUCGAGGACGGGCGUCUCUCAUCCUCACUGUCAGUCUCCUGCUUUGCUCCGCCGCGCCUCUGCUGCUACACGAGGUUUCACUCGGGGCGCGCGAUGUAAGCAAGCACUGCCAGCCCUGGAAACUAAUCAAGGUGCUCGCUGUACAGUCUCGGUCUUCUCCCGUGGCCUUACGAGGGCAACGACGCCAACGUUCGACUCGUUUAUUCGUGCUGCCAGCUAGCGGCGUGUUAGCGAGCAGAGGUGUGAUUAGCUCUAGAACUAUAUGGCCCUUCACUAUAUGCCUGUGGCAGAGCGAAGGGCUAUAGUUCUAGAGCUAAGGCGCGAUGUGUUGAGUGAUAUAUCGGUUUAUUUUGUUCUCCGUUCUUACACGUGGAUAUUAAAAUCGUUACUAGUUUGCUUGCUCGGUGGUGUUACUUCUACUCGCGUUAGCGUUCUUCGUCUGAGCGAGGCGGUAUCCUGUUCUCCUGCUUGCGUGGGUGGGAUUUGUGAGGCGCCGGGGGAGGGGAGGGUGACCGGACUCUUUGCGCAGCGUGUCUGCGGGCGUCAGUUCGGUCUCCUUCUAGUCGGCGUAGAUGGCGUAGGUUAACGCCUGCUGCCAUCCGGUAGUGGUAGGGCACCUGUGCACCCCGUCUUGCACAGCCCGCUGAGAAAUCUAGCGCCUGAUGCAGGGCGUGGCAUGGUUGAAUGUAACGCGCUAAGAUGACAUCGGUUUCCUCCACACGAGGGCCGUAGUCAGUUCCUUCUAGUUACCGGCGCCAGUAAGUAAUUCGUAGAACUUUGGGUGUCAUCAGAGAGAGUCGUAACACUUUGCGGGACCUUGCGCUCAUUCAUUAGAGCUUCCAUACAUGCAAUCACCCUUGGAGCUAAUGUCUGUAGAGGUGUAAUUGUCACGUAGACAGGAAAGUUCUACCGGGAAAACCGAUAAGGGGUCGGCACAAUGGGAGUGUUCGGUGGGAUAGUCACAUCCUCGUGAGUAACCAGCUGUUGACUUGCAUACCAUUCUAUAUACCAAUAUGCUCAGCUUAUAGCAUUUUAGUUUCACUGAUGAACUAAGGUCAUGGGUUUUCCGGCUUUGUAUCCCAAUAAUAAAUAAUUAACACUGUACCGUAUCAGCAGCUGGUAUCAUGAUAAUAAACGGUCGUAAAAUACA